Messenger RNA from Coccinella septempunctata (seven-spotted ladybird), 1099 nucleotides. Its product is annotated as cyclin-dependent kinase 2-like. Gene Ontology annotation, molecular function: cyclin binding; ATP binding; cyclin-dependent protein serine/threonine kinase activity. Gene Ontology annotation, cellular component: cytoplasm; nucleus; cyclin-dependent protein kinase holoenzyme complex. The transcript has 5 exons. Gene Ontology annotation, biological process: regulation of G2/M transition of mitotic cell cycle; signal transduction; G1/S transition of mitotic cell cycle. Lineage: Eukaryota; Metazoa; Arthropoda; Insecta; Coleoptera; Coccinellidae. The coding region runs from base 87 to 1031 and encodes 314 amino acids. The record is from RefSeq and is a predicted model, not a curated record.
ACCAUUAUAAACAGAAAUGGCGGUGAAAUUUGUGAUAGUUUUCCCGCUAAGUUUAACGAACAGCUUGGGAAGAAUAUUCAGUUCAAAUGGAAAAAUUAGAUAGAUUUAUUAAAUUGGGAACUGCCGGCGAAGGAACCUAUGGUGUUGUAUACAAAGCUAAAAACAAACUUACGGGUAAACAUGUAGCUCUAAAGCGCAUCAAGUUAGAAAAAUUUUAUAAUAAAGGAGAUUCUGAAGGGGUACCUUCUACAGCAAUCAGAGAAAUAUGUCUUCUAAAGAACUUGAAGCAUUCCUCGAUAGUUGAGUUAUUAGACGUUAUGUACAGCACAGAUAAAUUGUAUUUAGUUUUUGAAUUUCUUGAUCUGGAUUUGAAGAAAUACAUGGAUCGCUCAAAGGGGCCACUAAACAAGGAACUUAUUAGGAGUUAUAUGAAGCAACUGGUGGACGGAAUGGCCUACUUACAUACAAGAACUAUACUACACAGAGAUCUGAAACCACAAAAUUUGUUGAUAGACAAAGAGGGUCAUAUCAAAUUGGCCGAUUUUGGUUUGUCAAGGUCUUUUUCCCUUCCAACUAGAACAUAUACACAUGAAGUUGUUACAAUGUGGUAUAGGGCCCCCGAGUUGUUACUUGGUACGAAAAUUUAUUGCACAGGUGUGGACAUUUGGAGUUUAGGAUGUAUUCUAGCAGAAAUGAUACUGAAGAAAGCUCUAUUCCCGGGGGAUUCGGAGAUAGAUCAAAUCUAUAAAAUAUUCAGGAUAAUGGGUACUCCAACGGAAGACAUGUGGCCAGGAGUUUCUCUUUUUCCAGACUUCAAACCGUCGUUUCCUAAGUGGAAGCCAAAAGAUCUCAAGGAUUUGAUUGUAUUUCAAGAUCCUGAACAAGAAACUCUGCUGAAGAGUAUGCUAGUUUACAAUCCUACCCAGAGAAAAACUGCAAAGGAAUUGACCAGAAGUCCAUACCUAAGAAAAGCCAAAUUGACUGCUCCAAAUAUGGAUGCUUUCCCUGCAGAAGAAGAUACAGAAGACUGAGGAUAUUUAUAAAUUGUUCACUUGUUUAAUUUAUGAUGUUAUUUUUUAAUAAAAAAAUUUUCAUGUUA